GAGCCGGGAGUGCUACUUGUAGGGUUCUUGUGAAAGUUAACGGCGCUGAUUAAAGUGCAAAGCGCAGUGUCUGGACAGCAUGAGCGCUCAGUAAGAGGUCUCCAUUAUUAUCACUAUCAUGAGCCUAUUAGUUAAAAUUGGGGAUGGAAAAAAACAACGGAAAACCGGAAAGGUCUGCAAAAGGGGCUGGACGCGGGAAUCUCCAAAUGAGGAGGGGGGUGGCGGGGGAGAGCCCACAUCAGCAGCCAAUCCAGCUGUCCCGGGAAGGAAGAGGAGGAGCCAGAGCCGCCCCCGGGCCCUCGCUGCUCAGUCCCGCGCUGAGCUCCGGAACCCGCUCCGCUCCUGCAAUCCCCGCAAGGCUACUGCUUCUUCCUCGCACAGACAUGGCCUUAAGUGCCGCUGCUGCAGCCGUGAAGAUUGGAAUAAUUGGUGGCACAGGCCUGGAUGAUCCAGAAAUCUUAGAAGGAAGAACUGAAAAAUAUGUGGAUACUCCUUUUGGCAAGCCUUCUGAUGCUUUAAUUUUGGGAAAGAUAAAGAAUGUUGACUGUGUCCUCCUUGCAAGGCAUGGGAGGCAACAUACCAUUAUGCCUUCAAAAGUCAACUAUCAGGCAAACAUCUGGGCUCUGAAAGAAGAAGGUUGUACACAUAUCAUAGUGACCACAGCUUGUGGUUCCUUGAAGGAAGAGAUUCAGCCCGGUGAUUUCAUCAUUAUCGAUCAGUUCAUUGACAGGACUACCAAAAGGCCUCAGACCUUCUAUGACGGAAACCAUUCCUGUGCCAGAGGAGUGUGCCAUAUUCCAAUGGCUGAGCCAUUCUGCCCUAAAACGAGAGAGGUCCUCAUAGAAACUGCUAAGAAGCUAGGACUCCGGUGCCACUCAAAAGGGACAAUGAUCACAAUUGAGGGACCUCGUUUUAGCUCCCGGGCAGAAAGCCUCACGUUCCAAACCUGGGGGGCGGAUGUUAUCAACAUGACCACAGUUCCAGAGGUGGUUCUUGCUAAGGAGGCUGGAAUUUGCUAUGCAAGUAUCGCCAUGGCAACAGAUUAUGAUUGCUGGAAGGAGCAUGAGGAAGUGGUUUCAGUGGAUCGGGUUUUAAAGACCCUGAAAGAAAAUGCCAAUAAAGCCAAAAGUUUACUUCUUACUACCAUACCUCAGAUAGGAUCCAUGGAAUGGUCAGAAACCCUCCAUAACCUGAAGAAAAUGGCCCAGUUUUCUGUUUUGUUACCAAGACAUUAAAAACAAGGAGACUUUCUAACUCCAGUCAUUGGGAAAUUCCUGCUUAACUUGUGAGAACAUGGAAAAGACAUGGAGCUUUUGUGCUCUUGCCCCCUAAGGAAGAACAAGUGAUAAGACAAGACUUUGCUCACAUCAGAGAUGCCUUCUAAAAGACCUGGACAGCUUCAAAUAAUAAAAGGAAAGCAAAUGAGCAGUAAAAUGUAGGGAAAAGCUUACACUUUAGAAAAAAGACAAAAAGAUCAUUUCAUCAUUUCCCCAUUAAAUUUGUAACAAUAAAAGAGUAGGCAGUAACAUCCAGUUUCUUUGUUGCCAAGGAAUGUGAAGAAGAAAUAGUUCUUGAGCUAUUUAUUGACAUGACUAUAAAUUGGUAGAAUCUUUUUGGAGGGCAAUUUGGUAAAAUACAUCAAAAGGCUUGAAAAUAUUUAACAUCCUUUGUGCUGGUUACUCCUAGGAAUUUAUCUUUAAGAAAUAUCAGAGAUACAUACAAAUAAUUAUGUAUAAAGAAGGGUGUAUAACAUACUAUAGUAGCAAAUAUUCAAAACAAUCUGAAUAUCCAGCUGGAGGUAAAUUAUCAUUAAGCUCUAAUCAGACUGUGAAGCAGCCAACUGAAGAUCAUGUUUUCACAUAAUAUUUAAUGGACUAAAGAAAUGGUUGAUGUAUAAUAUGAAAUGAAAAAGGGAUAUGUAACCAUUUAACAGUACUAAUUUGUUUUAAAAAUUCUACAUAAAUAUGUACUAAGACUAGAAAGAAAUAUAUAUAUAUAAUCUUUUGUUAUUGUAUUUGGGGGGAUACUAGAUAAUUUUGCAUUUUCUUUAUAUUUUUCCAUGUCUUCACAUAAUUCACAAUGAAUAUAAUCAAAUAAUAAAGUUAUUUUAAAAAUAAAAAUGGAUUUAGAAAGAUCCACUUGUGGAAACAGAGUUUCUGGUAAUGUAGCAAAACUUAAGAUGGUAAUACUAAGAGGUGUUCUGUUUACUAAGAGGUGUUCUGUUUGAGCUUCAUCUUUUUGUUACAAAAAAUGAUCAUGACUAUAUAGUCAGAACAAUACUUGGGUUUGCAACAACUUGAGAAAAGCUAGCUGUUUAAUACAGAUCUAAUCUUAAUUUGUUUAAGAGACUGUAUACACACAUUAUAGUGUGUCAUAUUUUUAAAAUUGAUAUUUGACUUUGUUUCUACUUGUUUUAUGAUUUGAUGAAUUACUUUAAAUGAGUUCAUGGGGUUUUUUUAAAUAAAGAAAAUGUGAGCUUCUUACUGUUUUUUGUCAAGUUUAUAGGAAUGUGUUUUGUUAUCGCAGGGAGAUCAUUUUUUUCCCUCAGGAUUAUUGCCCCUCACUGUUGUCUUAGUCCUUUAGGGAUGUAUCUCUUGUCUGUUUUAAGAGUCUAUAGAAUAAAUAUAUUUCUGUCUUAGAAGCUGUCUUUAAGAUAAUGAGCUGCUAAUUGUAAACAAUAAACCAGUUACCUUUCAGCA
Molecule: messenger RNA, 2699 nt
Organism: Sus scrofa (pig)
Lineage: Eukaryota; Metazoa; Chordata; Mammalia; Artiodactyla; Suidae
Gene: MTAP
Product: methylthioadenosine phosphorylase
Biological process (GO): nucleoside metabolic process
Cellular component (GO): cytosol
Molecular function (GO): S-methyl-5-thioadenosine phosphorylase activity
Source: RefSeq, a predicted model, not a curated record